AAUAUCAUUAGGGAGCGAUAUGGAGAAAGAAUGAUGGGCACCGUUUCAAAGGCCUGCAGCCUGCCUGAGACAAACAGUUGAGGAGGGACGCACGUGUGUGAUGUCAGGAUACCCGUGUGGCCACCACGUCGUCACUUUGGACUGCAGGGACAUGUGUUUAGAGGAGGAAGGAGCACCUGUGACUGGCUCUGCUGUGUCAGUUAGACCAUGGCUACAUGGAAGAGGCUUGUGCUGGUUGUGAAUAUAUGAACUGCCAAAAGACAAGAAAUGGCUUCCACACGGUUAUUUAUUGGAGGACUGAGUGAUAAAGUUGACAGACAGGAGCUUGGAGAGAAGGUGGCACGUUAUGCACCUGUCGCCAGCAUUGAUUUCAAGGAGAAGACUGAUCCGGAAGGAAAAGUGCUACUCAGAUUUGCAUAUGUAAAUGUAGAUGCAGCACCAUCCCAGGUGGAACAGUGUAUUCAGCAGUUAAAUGGUGCAUCAUGGAAGGGCUCUCACCUGAGGGUGGAGCGAGCAAAGGAGAGUUUUCUGGAUCGCUUGAACCGGGAACGAGCUGCCAAGAAGCAAGAAGAGAACACUUACUUUGGAAGGUCAGACUGUUUGGCCAUAAAAAGUCAAGAAGCAAAUGUAAUAAAUACAGAAGGUAGUCUUGUGCAAUCCAAAGGACAGAGAGUUUCCAGAGAAGAAACUGUUGUAAAAACUGACACUAAACAUUCAAAGAAAAGGAAAGAAUGUAAUACCAGUGACGAAAACUUGUUAUCUCCAAAAAAGAAAAUUUUACAAACUAGAGGAGAAAUUUUACAGACAGAAUCUCAUUUGCUCUCUGCAAAGAAAGAAAAGAAAAAAAAGAAAAAUGAGAUUGAAGAGGGAAUUUUGUCUAGCUUUAAACAGUUUAGUUCAGUGUGGGCUGAUUCUGAUAAUGAAAAUGAAGUUGCUCAAGAUGAAUCCUGUGGAAGGGUUAAAGGUGGCAAGUCUGCUAAGCCUGGCUGUGGAUCACACAGAGGAACCAAAGCAUCACAGGAUGCAGCUUCCCCCAGAGUUGACCAGGAUGAAGACACUGAUGUCACUGUUGAGGAAGACUCUAACAGCAUUGGCAGCUGCACUGAUGUGAGGGAGGAGCAGCAGACACAGCUGGAUAUUUUGGAAAGCCUUGAUGACCCUCACAGUGGAGGAAAAAGUGCAGCUGAUGACAAAGACCAGGUCAUGGGGGAAGAACACACCCUGUCUGAGCACCAGCCAAACAAAGACAAAGUUGCAGCAGACAAGCCAGCUAUAAAUGAGACCAUGCCAUCAGAAACUGAAGUCAAUAGCAAAUAUGUGAAAGUGUCCAAAGACCUAAGUUUUGGCCAGAACAUGUCAGGCUUCAGCUUGCUGGCUCAGUUUUCCAAGAUUAAUAAAGAAGCAGUUACUACAGAAGCUGAGAAGGAAGCAGUGGUAGCACCACCUGUAAGUGUCCCAAGGCCGCUUGUUACUGUUCACCAAAAAGUGAAAAAAAGGCCUUUCUUCAUACAUGAUGAUGACCGUGAGAUUGAAGCUGCUAUAAGAUGGAUGACUCAGCCAAUAACAAAGGAAGUCAUCAAGGAAUUUGAAGAAGUGCUGCCUGACCUUCGGCAGGUUAUCAGGACACGAUCUUUCCGUGCCAAGAAGGAGGAGGCAGAUCCCAGAAUGCAGAGGAGAGGUCGUGGACGAGGGAGGGGCAGGGGGCAGGGGAGAGGGCAGGGCAGAGGAAGGGCAGCAGGGGAUGAAGUGGGAAAUCCCUACCGAGACCACAGGUGGAGGGAAAGAGAUGUUAAAAAGUGAUAUUUGCUACAUAAUAAGUUAUUUGUCUUUGGAAGCUGCAAUUUUUAUUUUUUUAUUUUUAAAUUUUUUUUUAGAGCAACCAUUAUUAAUCAGUAUGGUAUAGACUCUGCUGCAGUUGUUUGGAAAAGAAUAGCUGUGUUUACUAUAUCAUUACUAACAUGAUGUUGAUGUGAAAAGUGCAGUGUAAGGAAUUAAGAAAUGCCAGUGACAAGUUGAGAUAUAGAGAUGUUAAUAUUUCACUGGAUUUGACAGCCAUCUCUGCUGAUAACCAAAAUCAUCUUAUAAUGCAAAUAAGUAUCAAUGUAAGUGAAUGAGGCUUCAGGCUUUAAUAAAAAGUAAGCUUG
Molecule: messenger RNA, 2144 nt
Organism: Scylla paramamosain (green mud crab)
Lineage: Eukaryota; Metazoa; Arthropoda; Malacostraca; Decapoda; Portunidae
Product: nucleolar protein 8-like
Exons: 9
Coding region: 268-1800 (510 amino acids)
Molecular function (GO): RNA binding
Source: RefSeq, a predicted model, not a curated record